Messenger RNA from Clarias gariepinus (North African catfish), 1167 nucleotides. RefSeq names its product secretory phospholipase A2 receptor-like. NCBI's taxonomy places the organism in Eukaryota, Metazoa, Chordata, Actinopteri, Siluriformes, Clariidae. The transcript has 3 exons. The record is from RefSeq and is a predicted model, not a curated record. Bases 1 to 783 code for a protein of 260 amino acids.
AUGACUCAUACAGAGUCUCGGGCAGCUUGCAGAGGAAAUUACACCGACCUCGUCAGUGUGUACUCUGAUGAAGACAACACUGAACUGUAUAACAUGAUGAUGAAGGCUGGUGUUACAGUAGGAUGGAUCGGUCUCUAUCGCGGUGAUGUUAAAGCUGAACCUAAUUAUCAUCUAAUCCUUGAGAGUAAAACCUGGUAUGAAGCUCAGAGUUACUGCAGGGGGCGCUACACUGACCUGGUCAGCAUCAGAGAUCAGCAGCAAAAUGAAGAGGUGAAGAUUAAAGGGUUAAACAGCAGCACGUCCUUCUGGAUCGGCCUGCUGCGUGAUGACUGGCAGUGGACUGAUGGAGGAAACUCUGCUUACAGGAACUGGGCGAGUGGUCAACCUCGGGCUUCACCAAGUGACUGUGUAUAUCUGACGGGAGGGAAAUGGUACUCACAGCUAUGCAGUAAACAGCAAUACCCUCUGUGUUACAACAGCUCCAUCCAUGUGAGUGCUGAGGCUCUGAGCUGGCAGGAAGCGUUGGGUUACUGUAAUGAAGGGAACAGGGCUGGAAUUCUCAACAUCGAUUCUGAAGCUGAACAGGAAGAGGUGGAGUCUGAGCUCAGGAGGAGGCGUGUCCCCCCCGGGUCUCUGUGGGUGGGGCUCGGACCGAACCGUCUCUCCGAGAGACAGACAGGACCUGGGCCGUCUCACUGCCCUGCUGACACACACACUGCAGAAGCAGCACCUGAUUAUGUGAUGGACUCUGAUAAACUUCGAGUCGUGUGUAAACUGAAAUAAAAGGCGCUUCUCUCCAUGUGGAAGAACAGAGCACUGCACAGUUUAGUGUUUUCCAGCACUAACUCACCUGAACCCUUCAUUAUGCACUUCUUCACUAGGUGAUGAGGUCAAUCAGGGGUCAUAGAGCAGGAAAAAGCCUAAAGUGUGCAGGAACUGUUCACACACUCAGAGCUUCACACAUCAAUUCACAUUCACAUCAACAUCCACAACAUCUGAUUAACGCUUUCAGCUUCUCUGUUUAAAGAACUUUAAGAGAUCAGUUUAGAUAAAAGAGUAAAAUACACAAACACACAUUCUCUGCUCAUGUGAUUUAUUCACUUUUAAUUAGUUUCCUUUAUUUCUCUACAUUUGUUGGGGUAGAUUUUGUUAUAAGGUAAGUUAGCU